AUGGCGCGCCUCUCUCUGCUGCUGCUGGUGCUGCUGUGGUGCUGCGCUGGUGCAGAUGCUGCUGCUGCCGCCGUUCCGCGAUCCUUGGGGCAGAGCCUCUCGCUCCGCGCCGCGGCGGCCGCGCAGCGGCACGCGCGGCACCAGCCCGGCGGCGGCCACCCGCCGGACGAGCGUGUGACGGCGGUGCUCAACACGUUCAAGCGGCCCGAUAUGCUGCGGCGUGCGGUGGAGCACUACACCCAGUGCGACGUGGUCGAUGCCGUGCGCGUGGUGUGGACCGAGGGAGGGACGCCGCCGGCCACCGACGGGUGGCGCAUUGGCGGAGCUGCCGGCGUCGAUGGCGCGCCGCGGGUGCAGUUUGACGUGCUGCCGGACUCGCUCAACAGCCGCUUCACGCCGCUGCCCGCGCUCCGCACGCGCGCCAUCUUCGCCGUCGACGACGACGCUUCGUGCGACGACCUCGCGCUGGCGCUCGAGGCGUGGAGGAACGCGGAGCGCACCCUCGUCGGCUUCUACCCGCGGCUGCACGUCUGGCGGCGCGGGCGGCUGCAGUACCACAGCUGGUGGUACGUCUGGUGGCACGGCGAGUACUCGAUCGUGCUGACGAAGGCGGCACUACCCCCACCCACCCCCUCUUCCUCUCCCUCAAUCGGGUUGACCGGCAC
Messenger RNA from Emiliania huxleyi CCMP1516, 665 nucleotides. RefSeq lists its product as hypothetical. The record is from RefSeq and is a predicted model, not a curated record. The annotation marks the transcript as partial. NCBI's taxonomy places the organism in Eukaryota, Haptophyta, Isochrysidales, Noelaerhabdaceae. Gene Ontology annotation, molecular function: glycosyltransferase activity. The transcript has 4 exons. Gene Ontology annotation, cellular component: membrane.